AAAAAAGCUUUAUCAUGUAACUCGCCUUCUGUUACUCUGUACAUCGGAAUUCAGAGAAAUGGGUGUGAAGAAUCUAUGGGAUGUUCUCGAAUCCUGCAAGAAAACUCUCCCACUUCGCCAUCUUCAGAACAAAAGAAUAUGCAUAGAUCUCUCUUGUUGGAUGGUUCAACUCCACAAUGUGAGCAAGUCACACUCUUGUUUGAUGGGGAAGGUUUAUCUCCAAGGCCUCUUUCACCGCCUUCGAGCUCUAAUCGCUUUGAAUUGCAGCAUUAUAUUUGUUACUGAUGGAGCAAUUCCUGCGAUUAAGAUAGCGACUUACAGGCGCCGCUUAAAUUCAAAAAAUGAAGUCAAUAACGGUGAAACAAACUCAGAAAAGGUGUCUUCACUUCGAAGGAAUAUGGGAUCUGAGUUCUCAUGCAUGAUAAAGGAGGCAAAAAUCUUGGGCAUGGCACUUGGCAUUCCUUGCUUAGAUGGGGUUGAAGAAGCAGAAGCACAAUGUGCAUUGCUGAACUCUGAAUCACUAUGUGAUGGAUGUUUCACUUUAGAUUCAGAUAUUUUCCUUUUUGGUGCAAGGACGGUGUACAGAGAUAUCUGCCUCGGAGAUGGGGGUUACAUUGUUUGCUAUGAAAUGUCAGACAUAGAAAGACAACUUGGAUUUGGAAGAAACUCGCUGAUUACCCUUGCCCUACUUCUUGGAAGUGACUACUCUCAUGGAGUACAUGGUCUGGGUCGUGAAUCAGCCUGUGAAAUUGUGAAGUCUAUAGGAGAUAACGCUGUCCUCCAAAAAAUAGCGUCAGAAGGCCUCUCCUUUGCUAAGAAGACAAAAGGUCUGAAGAAACAGGGACAAAAUUUGAUGAACAACAAGGAGAACUUAAUGGUUCAUAACUCGGAUAUGAAUAGAUAUGAGCCUUGUUCAUCAAAGGAUCGAUCAGUUUUGGAUGUGAUCAAUGCAUAUUUAAAGCCAAAGUGUCACUCAGCAGAUUCUGCUGCCGUGCAUAGGGUUCUUGUUCAGCACCCAUUUCAACAUGUCAAAUGUCAGCAGAUAUGCAAUCAGUUUUUCGCGUGGCCUACUGAGAAAACAGAUGAGUAUAUCCUUCCAAAGAUUGCUGAGAGAGAUCUACGGCGUUUUGCCAAUUUACGUACAAUGUCAUCAGAACUUGGAGUGGACCUUCCCUUGCACGAGAUGCCAACCAAGUGCCCAGUUUCUGGAAUCAUCAAGCAGAGAAAAGUUCAGGGAAAAGAAUUCUACGAGGUUUCAUGGGAAGAGGAACUGCAUGGACUUAAAACCUCCAUAGUUCCAGCAGAUCUCUUAGAAAGGGCCUGUCCGGAGAAGAUUGCGGAGUAUGAGGAGGGUAAAGCUCAAAAGAAGAAACAGAAUCGCUGCAACGCAAGAGCAAAGAAAUCCGGAAAUGAAGCUUCUAUGGCUGAAAUUGAUCAGAGGCUCCAAAAUCUUUUGCUUGACAUCGAAUCUGAAAGUAGUAGGAAUACUACCUUUACUUGUCCUUCUCUUGCGUCAAGCACAGAUAUAUCGGGACACAAUACGGAUGUCUUAGAAACAAUCCCAGUUCUUGAUAAAGAGCGAAAAAGUAGCAAUGAAGAAGGUUCAACUGGUGUUAAGUAUGAGAACGAAAUAAUUGAUCUUCUGAGUCCUUCACCACCAAGAUUGAGAUUGACACUGUCUAGUAAUAAGCAGCAAGUGAAGCCAAGUCCUAAAGUUGUGAAUGUAAUAGAAUUAAGUGACUCUGAAACUGACAUGUCGCCGGAACACCAAAGGAAGGCCAGAGAGUUGAGAUUGUUCCUAGCUAGCGUCAGGGAUUGACUUUCAACGAUGUCUUGAAGCCAAUGUAAAAUUAGUUUUAAGUGUUUUUACCGGAAAAUUGUAAUGAAUGUUUAAGUUUUCACAUGAAUCUUGUCC
Molecule: messenger RNA, 1915 nt
Organism: Morus notabilis
Lineage: Eukaryota; Viridiplantae; Streptophyta; Magnoliopsida; Rosales; Moraceae
Product: flap endonuclease GEN-like 2
Exons: 14
Coding region: 59-1819 (586 amino acids)
Molecular function (GO): 5'-flap endonuclease activity; DNA binding
Source: RefSeq, a predicted model, not a curated record